CACCCGCCGCUCCUCCGCCGCUUCCCCGCUCCGCUCGGGGCCCGCGGCCCUUCCCGGCGGCCCGGCCUGGGGCGGGGGCGGUGACACCCCGGGCAUCCCGCAGGAAACCCUCCUCACAUGAGUGUUGGUGAAAAUGGGGGACACAAGGGACAUCUGUCCCCACCUGGAUUCCAUAGGAGAGGUGACCACGGAUGAUCUGCUGCUCAAAUCCAAGGGAACUUGCCAGUCUUGUGGAGCUGUGGGACCAAACCUCUGGGCUUGUCUUCAGAUUGGCUGUCCUUAUGUUGGUUGUGGGGAGUCCUUUGCUGACCACAGCACACUUCAUGCACAGGCCAAGAAGCACAACCUGACAGUGAACCUGACCACGUUCCGUGUGUGGUGCUAUGCCUGUGAGAGGGAAGUGUUCCUGGAGCAGCGCCUGGCCCAGCCCCCCUCACCCCCCAGCAAGUUCCCUGAGCAGGAUUCUCCUUUGCCUGCUCACCCUCUGAAAGCUGUUCCCAUUGCAGUGGCUGAUGAAGGCGAAUCUGAAUCAGAGGAUGAUGAUUUGAAACCAAGAGGCCUUACUGGAAUGAAAAAUCUUGGGAACUCCUGCUACAUGAAUGCAGCACUUCAGGCUCUCUCAAACUGCCCACCUCUGACACAGUUUUUCCUGGAAUGUGGUGGACUGGUCCGUACGGAUAAGAAACCCGCCCUGUGCAAAAGUUACCAGAAGUUGGUGUCUGAGGUUUGGCACAAGAAACGCCCGAGUUAUGUUGUUCCAAGCAGUCUCUCCCAUGGAAUCAAGCUUGUCAACCCCAUGUUCCGAGGCUAUGCACAGCAGGACACACAGGAGUUCCUGCGCUGCCUGAUGGAUCAGCUCCAUGAGGAGCUGAAGGAACCCAUCGUGGCAGAGACGAGGGACCUGGACAGCAGCGAGCAGGAGGAGAAGCGCGAGGGCGACCGAAGCCCUUCAGAGGACGAGUUCCUCUCCUGUGACUCCAGCAGUGACAGGGGUGAGGGAGAGGGCCAGAGUCGGACCUCAGGGAGCAUGGGCAGCAGCUCCCUGGCAGAGACAGAGCUGCUGAUCCAGGAUGAAGCGGGGAGAGGGAUCUCGGAGAAAGAGAGGAUGAAGGACAGGAAGUUCUCGUGCGGCCAUCGGCGCAGCAACUCGGAGCAGGUGGAUGAGGAUGCAGAUGUUGAUACCACAAUGAUGCCAGUGGAUGGCAGAGCCUCACCUGAGAUGCUGCCAGCUCCCUGCCCUGCCAGCCCAUGUAGGACACCAGAGCCUGACAAUGAUGCCUAUGUGCGCUGCUCCUCGCGCCCCUGCAGCCCAGUCCAUCAUGAGAUGCACUCCAAGCUGUCCAGCUCUCCUCCCCGCUCCAGUCCUGCCAGGCUUGGACCUUCCUACAUACUCAAGAAAGCCCAGAUGCAGGCCUCUGGCAAAAAGAAGAAGGAGCUCCGGUACCGCAGUGUGAUUUCCGACAUCUUCGACGGCUCCAUCCUCAGCCUGGUGCAGUGCCUCACCUGUGACAGAGUUUCUACAACAGUGGAGACGUUCCAGGACCUGUCACUCCCAAUCCCAGGGAAGGAGGACUUGGCCAAGCUGCACUCUGCCAUCUACCAAAAUGUGCCAGCCAAGACAGGAGCAUGUGGGGACAGCUAUGCCUCACAGGGCUGGAUUGCUUUCAUCAUGGAGUACAUCCGCAGAUUUGUGGUGUCCUGUAUCCCUAGCUGGUUUUGGGGUCCCGUGGUGACACUGGAGGAUUGCCUUGCUGCCUUUUUUGCAGCAGAUGAGUUGAAGGGGGACAACAUGUACAGCUGUGAACGGUGCAAGAAGCUGCGGAAUGGAGUGAAGUACUGCAAAGUCCUGCGCCUCCCAGAGAUCCUUUGCAUCCACCUGAAGCGGUUCCGGCACGAGGUGAUGUAUUCCUUCAAGAUCAACAGCCACGUCUCCUUCCCCCUGGAGGGGCUGGACCUGAGACCCUUCCUGGCCAAGGAGUGUGUGUCCCAAAUCACCACCUACGACCUCCUGUCUGUCAUCUGUCACCACGGCACGGCUGGCAGUGGGCACUACAUUGCCUACUGCCAGAACGUGAUCAAUGGCCAGUGGUACGAGUUCGAUGACCAGUACGUCACCGAGGUGCACGAGACCGUGGUGCAGAAUGCAGAAGCCUACGUGCUGUUCUACAGGAAAAGCAGUGAGGAGGCUGUGAGAGAGCGUCAGAAGGUCGUGUCCCUGGCCAGCAUGAAGGAGCACAGUUUGCUCCAGUUCUACAUCUCUCGAGAGUGGCUCAAUAAAUUCAACACCUUUGCUGAGCCUGGGCCCAUCACCAACCACACCUUUCUGUGCUCCCAUGGAGGGAUCCCUCCUAAUAAAUACCAUUACAUUGAUGACCUGGUUGUGAUUCUGCCCCAAAACGUGUGGGAAUAUCUCUACAACAGGUUUGGGGGUGGCCCUGCUGUGAACCAUCUGUACGUGUGCUCCAUUUGCCAAGUGGAGAUCGAAGCCCUGGCCAAGCGCAGGAGGAUCGAAAUCGACACCUUCAUCAAGCUGAACAAGGCUUUCCAGGCAGAGGAGUCUCCAAGUGUCAUCUACUGUAUCAGCAUGCAGUGGUUCCGGGAGUGGGAGGCCUUUGUCAAGGGCAAGGACAAUGAGCCCCCUGGACCAAUUGACAACACCAAGAUUGCCCUCACAAAACCAGGUGGCCACGUGCAAGUCAAGCAGGGUGCUGACUACGGGCAGAUCUCCGAGGAGACCUGGGUUUAUUUAAGCACCCUGUACGGGGGCGGGCCCGAGAUCGCCAUCAGACAGAACGUGGCCCAGGUGCAGGAGCUGGAGAACCUCCACGGGGAGCAGAAGAUUGAGGCAGAGACACGAGCAGUGUGAUGUGUGCAGAGGGGGCAGGGCAGGGCCGGCACACGUACCGCUGUGGGGGAUGGAGGCUGGGAGUCCUGCGGGGUCCAAAUCCUCCCUGGGCUGGGACUCGAGGUGUGUGCAGCUCCCCCAGCACUCCCGGGGCAGGCAGGCUUCCUCCUCCUCCUCCUCCUCCUCCUCCUCCUCCUCCUCCUCCUCCUCUCGUGUGGCUCUGAGCACGGGGUGGUGCUGGGAGAGGCUGGCACAGAGCUGCACCUCCCCUCUGGCUGCAGCCACGGUCACAGGCUUGUCCUGAGCUGAGCCCUCUCCCUUCCCUCUGCUUACACCAAACCAGCGCUCCCAGCUUGGCCCAGUGCACUGAGCUCUGCUCCUUUGCAGGUUUUGCUUUUGGCACUUCUCUUUUUAAUUCAAACAUGUAAAGAUAAUGAGACAUUAUUUAUGUUUCCAGCAGGCAGUGUUGCAAGCAGAGAAACCUGGUUUGAGUCUGAGUAAAGCCACAGGUUCUCCUGUGGUUUUGUGCUGGUGGUGCUGUCACAACUUCCUAUUUUGCUCUUUAUUGAAUUCUUGCAAAUUCAGUUGCAGUCAACUAAGACAUUUGGAAAGAAGCUCUUCCCUUCUCCUUUCACUCACAAACCCACACCUUCAUGGUCCUGCAGAAUUUUAUUUUCUCCUUGUGUCUGCUCUCCUAUGUUCAGCACAUUUUUGGACAAGGCUGGAAGGCUCCUCCUUCCCAAAGCUGCCUCAGGCUGACCCUGCCCUGAGCCUGUGUCUGACUCCCUGAGGGGGUGAAGCUGAGGAGGGGCCCCCCUUUGUUCACUCCAGAGCGGGCACCUGGGGCUGGGGAGGGGCCCAGGCUGGUGAAGCAGCUUUUUAGGAAGGAGCUCUUUGUGCAAACGAGCCCCACCUGUGUGCUGAGCUCAUUCCAGAUGUCCUUUGUGUGUGCAGUGGCUCACUGAACCCAUUUGCUCCCAAAUCUGCUGCCAACAGUGCAGCAGAGACAGAAAUGAGGGCAAAAAAGGCCAAACUCCACUUUCCUCAGCAGGGCCAUUCUUAACAUUCUUUUUGUUCAUCUUGCAGCAAGGCAGGAGUUGAAUCUUUGCAAGGCUUUGAGAGCAGUUUAAUGGAGCAGAGCUGGGCCUGAGGAGCCAAAAUGUGUUCAUGGUGUGGGUGAUGCCACAGCACCAAGUCUGGCCUGAGUGGAGCUGGGACCUCCCGAGCUCCUCAUAAAACA
Melozone crissalis (California towhee) is the source of this 4085-nucleotide messenger RNA. It is a transcript of the gene USP20, whose product is annotated as ubiquitin specific peptidase 20. The transcript has 24 exons. Gene Ontology annotation, biological process: protein deubiquitination. Gene Ontology annotation, molecular function: cysteine-type deubiquitinase activity; zinc ion binding. Lineage: Eukaryota; Metazoa; Chordata; Aves; Passeriformes; Passerellidae. The record is from RefSeq and is a predicted model, not a curated record. Bases 134 to 2866 code for a protein of 910 amino acids.